This is a messenger RNA of Serendipita indica DSM 11827, 381 nucleotides long. The record is from the annotation of a GenBank genome assembly. NCBI's taxonomy places the organism in Eukaryota, Fungi, Basidiomycota, Agaricomycetes, Sebacinales, Serendipitaceae.
AUGACUUCGAUUGAAAAGAUCAACACACCCAAGAAUGCAGACCACUCCCAUAUCCUUUCACACGCUGUAAAAGUCCCUGGUCUCAUCUUCUGCAGCGGUUCCACGCCACACGACGAGAAUCGUGCUCUCGUACCAGGUGGGAUUGCAGAGCAUACUGAACAAGUAAUCAAGAACUUGACCAACGUACUUGAGGCGGCGGGGAGCAGCUGGGAAAAGGUCGUCAAAGUCAACGUCUAUCUCAAGAAUAUGGACGACUUUGCUGCUAUGAAUGCAGUUUAUGAGCGCCUCCUCCCGUCACCCAAGCCGGCCCGUACGUGUAUUCAAGCAGCCAAACUCCCAGGAGAUGUAGAUGUAGAAAUCGAGUGCAUCGCAGCAGUGUAA